This is a messenger RNA of Alternaria triticimaculans, 1149 nucleotides long. RefSeq lists its product as uncharacterized. The coding region runs from base 1 to 1149 and encodes 382 amino acids. The transcript is spliced from 3 exons. The record is from RefSeq and is a predicted model, not a curated record. NCBI's taxonomy places the organism in Eukaryota, Fungi, Ascomycota, Dothideomycetes, Pleosporales, Pleosporaceae.
AUGCCGAUUCAUCUCAUCGGUGGUCGCUAUUCACAUGCUGUCUCGCUCGACGAAUUGCGCGAGAACGUGGCACGAGAGUUUGCUCAAAGCGAAGGAAACACAGCCGAGAUGGUACAAGCAGGACUCCUGAACAGUAUCGCCCUGUUCGCGGAAAACGCUACGGAUCAGGGGCAGAAGAUGCUUGAUUCCACGAUCGAACUAGCUUUACGACUCGGCAUGCACCAGCGGAGCUUUGCUUCGACGCAUGCUGGUGAUCUGACUGUGCUGGAAGAAAUAAACGCUGAUGUUCUUUUACCAUGCGAAGACUUUACUUACGAAGCCGGAAUGUGCUUUAUGCCAGCAACUAUGGCCGAAUUUCACGGCAACGUCUUUGCCGAAGAGGAAAAGGUGUUUUCUUCCUUCUGCUACCGCAUAGAAGCCGUACGUCUUCUCGGACGAGUUCUGACUAUCACUGGAAAGCAUGGGGUGGAUCGGGAUUUGGUGCAGGCCGUUGACAAUGCGCUUGCUGCAUUCUUAUACCACUUACCACGCUCCAAAAGCGAAGCGGAGAUCUCAAACACCUUUGGUGAUCUGGACGAACUCAUGUUCCAAGCACACACCAUCAUCCAAUGGAGCACCAUACUCGUGCAUUAUCCCAGAGGCGAUCUCAUAUCUUCUGACCUAUUAACCCAAGACGUACUUGGAGCCAACUGUACCAAGCUCCUUUGUCCCUGCAAUCGACAACAUAUUCACUCCGUCAAAGCUAUCGAAGCCUCCAAGACUAUAGCUAUGUUAGCGGCACUGCGCACUCCAACUCAAAAGCACACACCAUUGUUUGUGUACCCACUAGCUCUUGCUGCCGUCGUCCAGCUUUCCAUCGGCGCGAUGCACGACAAGAGCCCCCGGCGUUGCUUGGACCAGCACGCUGACCGAGUCAAGCUGUUACUUGGGGUACUCAAGUCUAUGAGCCGCCAAUGGUCGGCUGCUGGAAUCGUGUUACGCACCUUAAAGAGGGUAGCAUCCGCAGUAUUCCGUAGUUCCUCCGUCGAUUCAUCGUCCAGCAUAGUGGCUCCUCCAGCCACAUCAAUCGAUAACGAUGCUUUCCCCGACUUCGAUCUCCAGGAUUUGUACGGACUUGUGGGUCUUGAUAACAACUCGUUAGGCAUAUGA